Effrenium voratum is the source of this 282-nucleotide messenger RNA. Lineage: Eukaryota; Dinophyceae; Suessiales; Symbiodiniaceae. The record is from the annotation of a GenBank genome assembly.
AUGACCGAUGACCUGCGGAGUUCGUUGCGGACCACGUCGAUUCGCGAGGAGCGCGAGGAGCGCCAGGAGCGCCAGGACCCACCGGAUAGCCCGGCGAACGCGACAGGCGACGACCAGAGCUGCGUGCCUAUGGUGAUGCACAUCGACCUGCCGCCCCCGUUGCACCCCCGGACCCUGAUCCUGGGGGAGCCGGUGCUGCAGAGGUACUACACCGUCUUCGAUGCAACGGCCAAUCCAAAUCCGCGCGUGGGCUUCGCGCCCGCGCUGCACGGGAAGGCAUGA